Molecule: messenger RNA, 6755 nt
Organism: Xyrichtys novacula (pearly razorfish)
Lineage: Eukaryota; Metazoa; Chordata; Actinopteri; Labriformes; Labridae
Source: the annotation of a GenBank genome assembly
AUGGAAACACUCCUGCAACAGCUGGUAGGUUAUACUUUGGUUACUUUUAGUUUUACUACAUUUUUAUAGUAAUUCAUUAACGUAACACUGAACAAUUUUUAAUCACAUACUUCAGGAAAGUUGAAGACAGUUAAAGCAAAGUAUGUUUGGGCAAUAAUCUUCAGAAACAUGUUAUUUUUCUGUCUUCACCAAAGCUUUAUCAACAACAAAUCAUAGCAAGAGAAAUAGGUUUAAUAAUGAAAAAAGAAAAAAAAAGACACACUAAUGUUUGAGGUAAACUGGUUGCUUUUUGGUUUGUCAGAGCUCAGUGACUCAGCGAAAUCACAAGUUGACUCAUUGGGGUUAGUCAGGGUGUGAUGUUUUUCUUAAACUUAGUUAUUCAAUACAAAAAACAGUAUCUGAUUGAAUAUAUAAACUUUUAGUGUUAUUUUAAGACCCUAGAUAUGAUGAAGUAUUAUUCCUUUCCCUCAAAAACUGCACUUUUCUCUUCAGUCAGUGUGAAAAAAAGACACAUUGACUAGACAUGGAUAGGUUUUAGCCAGGCGAAAAUGGUGAAUAUUAUUCAUUCGUUCACCCUGAACUCAGCCUUUCAUUGCUUUGUUAUUACAGCGAGGUCAUAAACUCGUGAUUAGAGGAAAACUCCUCAUGUACAAGAGGACCUGUGAUCAAAACAUCACCGUUUAUCAAAGACUGUGUGGUGACUGUCUCUUUUUUUAUCAUUGAUGCUCCCUGGUUUGCAGCACUUCGGUUUUAGCAGAUCUUUUUUUUUCAUCUUCACUUUCACUGUGAGUCUACUGAGUUCUCUCUCUGCCUUGUAGACCCAGGGUAACGCUCUGCUCCUCAUCAUUAUUCUGGGGUUUAGCGGUAGCUUUCAAAUUGGCUACCAAAACACUGGACUGAGUUCUCCCUCACCGGUGAGUCGCGUUGAUCACACCAUUUCUUUUGUCAUUGUUUGCUUCUCUUCAAAUUCCUGCUCCACCAGUUUCUUGCAGAUGUUUGGAUGUUGUCUGUUCGAGCAGGAAAAGUCAAAUGAAGCCCCAUUUUGAAAUUUCUUCUUAAUUCCUCAAAGCUAAAACUCUUCUCCUGCAGUUCAUUCAGGGCUUCAUCAACAGCACCUGGUAUGACAGAUAUGGAGAGCCUCCAUCACCACAGACGGUCACCAUGAUCUGGUCCCUCAUUGUUUCUCUGUAUGCAGUUGGAGGACUCUGUGGUGCUAUAAGUGUCAAAUUUAUCACAGGAACAAUAGGAAGGUGAGAUAAGACAGACUGAGCGCAUUUUUGUCUGAAAGCCUGAGAAGAUUUGAAUGUCAUGUGACCCUUCAUCAGAAAAAAGGCAAUGAUCUGCAGCAGCUGGAUCGGGAUUGUUGCGGCUGUGAUCGUACUGAUGAGUAAAUAUGCCAAAUCAUAUGAAAUGAUUAUCGUGGCGAGGAUCUUAUAUGGCUUCGCUGCAGGUAAGACACCUUUUUAUUUGACAAGCAAACCAUGAACAUUAACCCUCUCGGUGUUGGAGUAACAUGUCCUCUUGGCCUGCAGGUUUGGUAGGCAGCACCCACUCAAUGUAUCUGGGAGAGAUUUCACCCAGGAGGCUCAGAGGCAUAGUGGCUGUGACAUACCCCACCUUCCUGUCACUUGGAAAAUUGGCAGGGCAGUUUUUUGGUCUCAGGUAGGACCCUCUAAUGUCAAUAUUUCUGCAAAGGAGAAGAAUUUGAUAAGCUCAAGGAUCGCAGCCCCGUGGACAAGAUUUUGUUUUAAGUCUUGUUAGUUUUGCAAAAAAGAACAAGAAAUUAAGAUAGAAGGUAAAAUGUUGCACAUUUAGAAACGUCUUACCUCAUCUGUAUGGUGUUCAUUUUCAGUGAGAUCCUCGGUCGUGAGGAGCUGUGGAACGUCCUUCUCUGUGUCCCCUCAUUUUUCUCAUUGAUUCAGAUUAUAGUCUUGCCUUUCCUUCCUGAAGCCCCCAGAUACUUAUUCAUAGAGAAAGGUGAAGAUGAGGCAUGCAAAAAAGGUUGGUAUAUUUUCUUUUUUUUUUUUUCUGCAGGACCUGACGAAAGAGCCUAUUACAGUCAGAGAAUAGAACUCAAGGAAGACCAUUUAGUCAUAUUACAAAGAGGGUUAUAUGAAGUUUUAUGUCUAUAAUAACUGUGUAAAGCAAUUCAUAUCAGUACCUGGAUUUAAAAAUCAAUUUAAUGCACUGUAAUUGGAAAGUGUCUUGGGAUAACGACUCUUGUGAUUUGGCGCUAUAUCAAUAAAAUUUGAUCAAUUGAUUGAUAAUAUAUCACACAAGAGCAAGUUGUGCUACACAGUACAUCGGCACAACUGGGAUGAAAUCUUGUUUUUUUUCAUGCUAACCACAGCUGUGUUGAUAUCGAGUAUAACACCUCCCCCUCCUGUAGGAUAUUGCUUUUAUACCACAGCUCCAUAAGCACUACACAGUUGCAUAAGUGUAUUAUCGAAGUUGUUAUUUUUGGGUUAACCUGAUGAUUCUUUUGGCUACACUGACACUCACUGCUUUUGAUGCUUGUGGUUCUUAAAGGGAUAUUGCAGCAUGAAAUUAAUUUGGGGUCAAACACACUGUAACACUGAGUUAGACACCCUGUAAAGAGAUGAAUGUUGCCGACCGCUUGCUUCUCUAGUUAUACCAACUUUAGUAACUACUGCAGGAUAGCAAUACACAGCAGUGUGAGGAGCCAUUAACAAACCUCAACCAAAACGCCAGUCUAUCUACUUCUGCAACCACAAAUAAUGCUCAGAACAGCACCUAACAUCAACAGUACAUAUAGGGUCCCAGCCAUAGCACUAGCCACCAAAAACCCUUUUAAGUUUGCCUAAUUUCUUUAGCAAAGAGAACAAAUACAACUCACCUACUCUCUUCCAGCAGCCGCUUGUUUGUAGGGAGACCUCAGGCAAGUCCAUUAUGGACUGCAGCGGGGUGACACAGCUCAAGGAAGAACAUUUAUGAUCAUUUUUUCAUGGAAAUGCAAUCAGAACAAGACGCUAAGGCAGAAGAACUACAGCAUCUGCAGUGCAAAAUGAUUAAUAUGGUAAUUAUUACUUCAAGGAAAUGAUAAAGUAAUGAUCAGAAAUGUUCUUCGUUGAGCUGCGUCACCCAGCGGCAGUCCGUAAUGGACUGGUCUGAGGUCUUGCUACAAACAAGUGGCUGCUGGAAGAGAGUAGGUGAGUUGUGUUUUGUCUCUUUGCUAGAGAAAUUAAGCAAAUUUAAAAGGAUGUUUGGUGGCUAGUACUGUGGCUGGGACCCUAUAUGUACUGUUGAUGAAGUUAGGUGCUGCUCUGAGCAUUAUUUGUGGCUAUAGAGUGGUGUUUUGGUUGAGGUUUGUUUAUGGCUCCUCAGACCGCUGUGUAUUGCUAUCCUGCUGUCGUGACUAAAGUUGGUAUAACUAGAGAAGCAAGCAGUCGGCAACAUUCACCUCUCAAGGGGGUGUCUAACUCGGUGUUACGGUGUGUUUGACCCUAAAUUAAUUUUAUGCUGGAAUAUCCCUUUAAGUCUUUGCUUAAUCUAUUGAUGUAAAUGUUAUGUGUUGUUAAGUGCAUUAAUAGUGUUCAGAGCACCUGGCUCUGGUGGAGUGAUGAUCUAAGUUAAAAGUCAGAGUAACAUAGUGUAGAUGUCUGAUUGAUUUGCUUGGGUUGAACUAACUUUUCGUCGUGUAGAUAUCACACUGGUUGUCUACAGUCUCUUAUCUUUCUUAUCUCAGCUCUGCAGAGUCUGUGGGGUAAAGGCGACUAUAAGCAGGAGAUGGAGGAGAUGUUGGCCGAGCAGGCAGUCAUCAACGCAGCACCACCAAAAACCCCUCUGCAGCUCAUUAAGGACAGGACAGUCCGACUGCAGCUCAUCAUCAUACUCAUCAUCUACUUCUGCAACCAGAUGUCGGGCAUGUCUGCCGUAAGGAAAAGCAAUCAUUCCUUUGAAACAGAUUUUACCUUUUUGAGAACAUUAAAGUACCCUGAUGUAUGUCUGUCCCUCCCUUCCAGAUCACUGUCUUCUCUUUCGACAUCUUCCUGAGGGCAGGUAUAGAGAAAGACAUGAUCCGCUACGUGACCCUGGGUCUUGGAUUAACUGAAAUUGUCACCUAUAUCUCCUGUGUGAGUCAAUCUCUUGGUUGAGCUUAAAAGUUGCCUUUAUUAAAACCCUGGGCUAUAAAAAGAGUCUGUGGGAGACUUUUAAUUUGCUUUUCAAGUGAUUUGAACUGCAGCUAUUUGUGCACCACAGAUAACUCGCUGAGGCAUUGAAAAAAAAAAUAUUAGAGUAUUUUUUUUUUCAGAUUGCAGUUUCUAUCAUUAAUCAAUAGCUCAUUUUCCCUCACUUUCUCCUCAGAGCUUGCUGAUUGAGCGCACAGGGAGGAGGGUGUUGUUCUGGGUGGGUUAUGGUCUCAUGUCUGCCUGCUGGGUGAUAGCCACAGUCACACUCAAUCUGAAGGUAGACCUCUCUCACUUGUAAAUACUGACACUCAUGAACCAUGUGUACUUAUGGUGCAACCAAACAAUGAAACAACCGCAGGGAUAAACUAGUAUCAAUACACGGGCCCAAAGAGCUGCCGGUGCCACCACUGCCCUAAACUAGAACUGAGGCUUAAACUUAAUCUAUCACCUCCCAGGAUCCAUCUAUAGACUCCACAAAGAUUUGACACCUAGAUGCCAAACACCAAAGCCGGCCCAAGCCUCAAUGGGGCCCUAAGCUAAAUUUGAUUUUCGGGCCCUCUAUUUCUGCCAAUAAUACUGAUUGUUGAUCAUUCACACACCUGCUACAGGAUAAAUUUAAUGUGCCUGACAUGUCUUUACACAUUUAAGAGGGGGGCCUAGGUAAGAACAUAAAUAAUAUUAAUGCAACCACACAAAUAAUACCAAUGAAUGACUGAUGAAUGAUGUUCAGGGUGCCACAUAUGGUUUUUAAUCUCAAAAUGUAACACAUUCAGGAUGCUCAGUGCACAUUGCACAGCAGGAGGCACAUAACGGUAGCAGAGCUUUGACAUAUUGGCAGUAAGAAUCAUAGGCCUACAUCAGCAGCUGCACUAAAAUAUUUUUACUUUAUUUUAUUUUUACAAUAAUAUGUAUUUGAUUAUACAGAAAGCGUCACUCAUACAUGCAAAAAAAUAAAAUGUAUUUAUUAUUAUUAUUAUUUUUUUUUCAAUGCUCUUGGGGGCCCCCUCCUGGCUGUGGGGCCUUAAGCAGGCGCUUAGUUCACUUAUCUCUGCCAAAACACAAACUGUGUUCUGCUGGUGCACUCGACAUUUUUAACCAUUUAAAAAUGAAGUGUGGGACUGCAUAAGAAAACUGAACCAGAUACAAACUUUUAAGCAUUACAAAAUGAUAACAGGGUGUAUUGUACAUUUUAAGUUGGCAAGUAGUAAAUACUUUGAGCUCAUUAAGGUGUAAUGAUUUGAGUAUUGAUGUAAUACAUUGAGUACAGUUAAUUUUUCAAGUCGUACGACAACAUAAAUAUUAGGUUAAGGGUUAGGGUUUGUUCAAUCUACUUUAAAAAAAAUGUCCACACAGUAGUGAACUGAGAAUAAAGAUUAAGUCAACUGAACACAUAUUUUUUAAGAAUAGUGCAACUCAAAAAAUUUAUCAGCAUAACUUGGUUAUGACAAAAAAUUUGAGUUUUCUGAACUUGUUUGGGUUUCCAGUGCAGAGUAACAGAAGCAAAACCUGAGCAGAUACAGUGUAGCCAUCUAUUUAUGUCUCCAAACACAGAACUGGACUGAGAAAGUGGUAAAGAGGAAAUUUCUAUUAACUAUUAUUGCUGCACUAAAAUGAUUUUUCAAAAACUUCCUUUGUUAAAAAAAGAUAAGUAACUUAAACUAAUAAGUAUCUGUUUUCAUUCAGGACUCAAGUUUUUGGGUUCCGUACGUUACCUUCGCUGUGAUCAUCCUCUUCAUCGUCUUCUUUUGUGGAGGACCAUGUAUGUGCAACAAACAGCUGAGUGACGAAAAGUGAAAUAUCAUCUACAUUUGCAUGCAAACAUACUUUCUCUACAUAAUAUAUGUUGCCGCUCUGGUUCACCCAGCGGGAUCUACACCUGCUCUGAUCAACGAGAUCUUCAUCCAGUCUGAUCGGUUGGCAGCUUUCGUCUUGGCAGGGAUCCAGCGCUGGUUGCUGUUUGCUAUUCUGGGUCUUGCUUUUCCAUUCAUUAUUGUGAGUGUAACAUAGUGGUCAUAACAAUUCACAAUCACACAAUGAACUGAUAAACUAUGUGAUACCAGGUAGACUGUGAGUAAUUCCUCAUUCAGCUUAGAGUGGCUACAGAUUGGUGCUGAUUAUUUCUUAAAAUGAAAUAAUCAGCAUUUAAUCAAUGACUAAUAAAGACUUUUUCAUGACUCACCUACUGGUUAAGAAGAGUGACGCAUCAUCCUGAGUAUUCACACAAAACUGAGUCAUUUCUUAAUGAUUACCUGUGUAUGAGUUCCCUUCUUUGUCAAGUGGGUUAAAGUGGGUUGUGAACUAUUUGUGAAGAAAGUAUGAAAUAGUCACUCUUGACCAGAAGAAAUUUAGCAGGCCCAUAAAACUUGUGUUAUGAAUCUUUACAAAUGCUGAUGCUUCACACUGUCUCCUCUCUCCUAGAAUGGCCUGGACUCGUACUGCUUCGUGCUGUUUGCCUUUAUUUGCCUGGCGGGUUGUGUUUUUACUUUCUUCUUGCUGCCUGAGACUAAAGAGAAGACCCUGCUGGAGAUCUCCAAUGAAUUUAAAGCCAUCACUAUCUGCGGGAAAUCCUUCUCUGGGGAGAACUUAAUGGAGACCAAGUUAUAA